AUGGCGACAUCCUGCACAACAAACCUCGCGCUCUCGCCAGACCCGUGCAACGCGCGGUACAUCAUCCUGAAACCAGCGGGAGAACCUGGUAAAGGGGACGAAUUUGAAGUACUCAAAGGCCGCGGCGCCGACCCAGAAGCCGCCGCGGUCGUACCGGAAGAGGUAUUCCGCCAGGGGGAUGUACUCCUCGGACUGCUGUUGGUUCUGGGCGUGGAGGUAAAACCACUGGUCCCACGCGCGGGAAAACGUCCGUGGUUCUGCCGCCCGGGGCUUGACAUCGUCGUUGUCGUCGUUCCUGACCUCCCGCCUGAUCACCUCGACCGUCUCGGCCACGCUCCUGGCACGGUGGUAUCUCGUCUUGACAAACUUUUUCGCGUCCAUCAGCCGAAUCUCCAGACACGUCGUGACCCCCAGCGUGCCCACCGCACCGGCCGCUCCGCGGAACAAGUCCCCUUUUUCUUCGUCGUCAGGUCCGAACCGUACGAUCUUCCCGUCUCCGAGAACCAUCUCCACUUGUCUGACCGUGUCGUCGAAGAAGCCGUGCUUGAAGCUGGAGGAUUCCCCUGCUGUGCCCGCGAAUCCGCCGCCGGCGGUGAUGCCUGGGAACUCCAUCACUACCGGGGGGAUCAGGCCGUGGGGGAGGGUAGCUUCGACCAGCUUGUCCAUUGGGACGUUUGGUUCCACGAGGGCGGUUUUGGUUGCUUUGUUGACGGAUAAGACGUUGUUCAGGCUGGAGAUAUCGACUGUUGCUGUGCCGGAGGAAGGGCGUGGGCGGGUGGAGUUUGUUGAGCCGUGGUUGAUGCGGUAGGGGGUGCGGGUUUGGUAGAGGGUGGUGAGGGUUUUGGAGAGGGAUUGGAGGGUUUUGAGGUGCUUGUCCAUUUUGGGCCGAGUUGGGGGCCACACGGGAGGUGGGAAGGGGGGAUGGGGAGUGGUGGGUGAAGGUGAAGGUGAAGGGUGAGAGAUGGGAAAGGUGAGAGUGAGAUGCAAAAGAGUGGUGCCAAGAAAUGAUACCAUGUGGGUCCCGGCUCAUGGUGGGAUUUUGGGAUUCUUUCUGGGGAAGGGCCCCUGUCGAGCGGUUGAGAAGAAUGUAAGUGAGGGAAGAGAGAGAGAGAGAGAGAGAGAGAGAGAGAGAGAGAGAGAGAGAGAGAGAGAGAGAGAGAGAGAGAGAGAGUUAGCCGGCAGAG
Molecule: messenger RNA, 1184 nt
Organism: Podospora pseudopauciseta
Lineage: Eukaryota; Fungi; Ascomycota; Sordariomycetes; Sordariales; Podosporaceae
Source: RefSeq, a predicted model, not a curated record